UUGCUGUUGUUUGUUUUUUUUUUGUUUCAUCAUCAUCAUUGACGAUGGUUCGUCAGUAGAAAUUUGUUUAUCAGACCAGAUCGGUAUCGUGGCCGUUAUCAGAUUAGAUUUCUUAUCAGUGCCGAUCCAGACACGUAGUCAAACGGUUCGACUUUGCCUCUUUCGCACCAUUCCCUGGAGAUACGGCAAUUGCCACGUUUGAGCAAAAUGUCUGUCCCACUUCCUGAGUCGGAUUCGGAGGACGAGCUGCCACCGGCCUGGGAGGAGCGCGCAACCAACGACGGGUUCGUAUACUACGUGAACCACCAUGAUAAGAGCACCCAGUGGACACAUCCGCGCACCGGGAAAAUGAAACGCGUGUCCGGAGAUCUGCCGCUCGGGUGGACGAAACAUGUGGAGGAAUCUACGGGUAAGAUUAUUUUUCUGGACGAGAAGACCCAGCGCAAGUCGUACACCGAUCCGAGAUUGGCCUUUGCCGUGGAGGAAUCUGCCCAGGUGGGUGAGCUACGACAGCGAUUUGAUAGCGGGACCAGUGCUCUACAGGUCCUGCACGGGCGUGACUUGAGCGGAAAAGUGGCGCUGAUUACGGGGUGUAACGCCGGGAUUGGGUUUGAGACGGCGCGGUCGUUGGCGUUGCACGGAUGUGAGAUUAUCUUUGCCUGUCGGAAUGAGACAGCGACCAAAGAAGCAAUUGAACGGAUUGUCAAGGAGAAGAGCACGGCUGGACAAAAGUGUUCUUUUGUUAAAUUAGAUUUGGCUUCUUUGGAGUCGACCCGGGAAUGCGCAGCCCAGGUCAAGUCUCGCUGGAAGCACCUGGACAUGCUUAUUCUGAACGCCGGAGUUUUUGCCUUGCCGUACAGCACUACCGAAGACGGAUUUGAAACAACAUUCCAAGUGUCGCAUUUGUCGCACUUCCUACUAACAACGCUACUCUCUGAAUUGCUGGACCACACCAGCCGGAUCGUGGUGGUUUCAUCCGAGUCACAUCGCUUCAGCAUGCUGACCAAACUGUCCGAGAGCGACCUCUCGCCGCCCCCGAACAAGUACUGGAGCAUGGUGGCCUACAACAACGCAAAACUGUUUAACGUCCUGUUUGCCGCUGAGCUGGCUCGCCGUUGGAAGACCCGCGGCAUAUCGGUAUUUUCACUGCAUCCGGGCAACAUGGUUUCGUCGCAGAUUGCCCGCAACUGGUGGUUCUACCGGGUGUUGUUUGCCCUGGUGCGUCCGUUUACCAAAUCGCUACAACAAGCUGCCAGCACAACAAUCUACUGCGCCACGGCUCACGAGCUCAACGGCCUGACCGGGCUGUACUUCAACAAUUGCUACGUGUGCGAACCUAGCGGAACGUCCAAGAGCAAACGCAUGCAGCAGAGCCUUUGGGAACUGAGCGAACAGUUGGUCGAGCGUGUCGCAAAAUGAAACCCAGGUAAUUGAUUACUUUAUUCGUAUUUAUUCAGUCUAUUCUAUAAAAUGGUACGCAUAA
Molecule: messenger RNA, 1483 nt
Organism: Culex quinquefasciatus (southern house mosquito)
Lineage: Eukaryota; Metazoa; Arthropoda; Insecta; Diptera; Culicidae
Gene: Wwox
Product: WW domain-containing oxidoreductase
Exons: 1
Coding region: 208-1419 (403 amino acids)
Molecular function (GO): protein binding
Source: RefSeq, a predicted model, not a curated record